AUGGAAAAUGGGGAGGAAUUGUCACCACAGACAGCAAUAAACACCAUACAAAACGGCGACCAACAGUCACCAGGACGGACACGUUCCAACAGCGCCAGCAGCGGCCACAAACGCAGCCUCUCCGGAUCAUUGCUGUCCAAACUCUCGUUUCUACGCAUGAGCCAGUCAUCAUCUGUCAAUAAUAACGAAGCGCUAGCGUCGCCCUCUCACAGCGACGAGAUUGAUCGUACUCUUAAUCGUAACGAUGAGCGCAACCCUACCAGCAACGAUGGAUAUUCCGGUGGUUCGCGAGCGGGUGGUACAAGCAGAGCAAUGGCGACCGCUAUCCAACACCAGCGAAAAAUGCGACGGCGGCGGGGCUCGUUACGCAAGACUGCAUUAUUGGGUACACGGCUGGAAGUGAAGGAAAAGAGGAACAAUAACGCUAAUACUGCAAGGGAUCAACUGAAUUAUGGAGGCGUUGAGAAUUCCAGAGGGGUACAGUCGCCAUUGAGUAUCUCAACAGGUAAUGGCAAGAGCAGGAUUACACCACCAUCUUCUACACAUCUGACUGAUGAAGGGUUGACGCCGAGGGAAAGUAUGGAUCGUGACGGCGAUGGUCAUACGAGUGUUUAUUCUGGAUACUGGCCUCGUUCUUUGACGAUGGAUAGAGGCGUUGUAUCGAGCGAUAUCAACAAGUCGCCCACUUCAAUAGGUGAUACGACGGAUGAAGAAGAUAAUAUCUCGUUAUCGAAUUAUAAUGCAAACACGACAACUAAUAAUAAUACGAUGAAUAGCGGAAGGACAACAUCUACACAUCUACGUCCUUCGUCUGUCAGCAGUAGUGGCAGUAUCAACCCACCACUCAUGGCAACACCAUCAUCAAGCUCCGACUCUUACUUUCUAUCUUCCCGCCACCAUAUUCAUCAUCACCACCACCGUCACCACCAAACCUCAUCCGCCAACGAAGCCACAGACGCCACUGCCCGUCCCCUCGGUCGCUCACCCACAACCCAUCGCGCACGCUCACCCCUCAUCGCCCCUGAACUCUCCAGCAGCGCCUCCAACACCCUCGACGUAGGCGUCAGCGUCGGUGUCGGUGGUUGGGACUACUCCGAAACCGAAUGGUGGGGCUGGAUAAUCCUGCUCGUAACCUGGCUCGUCUUCGUUGUGGGGAUAGGCAGCUCCUUUGGCGUCUGGAGUUGGGCCUGGGAUGUCGGCGAAACGCCUUAUGCGCCGCCAGAACUUGAGGAUGACCCUACGUUGCCGAUUGUAGGAUAUUAUCCGGCUUUGAUGGUGUUGACGGCUGUUAUGGCAUGGGUUUGGGUGGUGGUUGCUUGGGUUGGGAUGAAAUAUUUUAAGCAUGCUAAUAUUGCGGCUGAUGAGGGAUGA
Messenger RNA from Talaromyces marneffei, 1371 nucleotides. RefSeq lists its product as uncharacterized. NCBI's taxonomy places the organism in Eukaryota, Fungi, Ascomycota, Eurotiomycetes, Eurotiales, Trichocomaceae. The record is from RefSeq and is a predicted model, not a curated record. The transcript has a single exon. Bases 1 to 1371 code for a protein of 456 amino acids.